AUGGUGAGGGGGUGGUGCCCCCCAACACCAGGGAACACAACGGUGCCCCCCAACAACAGGGAACACAACGGUGCCCCAACACCAGGGAACACAAAGGUGCCCCAACACCAGGGAACACAACGGUGCCCCAACACCAGGGAACACAAAGGUGCCCCAACACCAGGGAACACAAAGGUGCCCCCCAACACCAGGGAACACAAAGGUGCCCCCCAACACCAGGGAACACAACGGUGCCCCAGGGAACACAACAGGGAACACCCCACGGGAACACAACGUGCCCCCCAACACCAGGGAACACAACGGUGCCCCCCAACUCCAGGGAACACAACGGUGCCCCAACACCAGGGAACACAACGGUGCCCCCCAACACCAGGGAACACAACGGUGCCCCAACACCAGGGAACACAAAGGUGCCCCAACACCGGGGAACACAAAGGUGCCCCCCAACACCAGGGAACACAACGGUGCCCCCCAACACCAGGGAACACAAAGGUGCCCCCCAACACCAGGGAACACAACGGUGCCCCCCAACACCAGGGAACACAACGGUGCCCCAACACCGGCUAA
This is a messenger RNA of Procambarus clarkii (red swamp crayfish), 567 nucleotides long. Lineage: Eukaryota; Metazoa; Arthropoda; Malacostraca; Decapoda; Cambaridae. The record is from RefSeq and is a predicted model, not a curated record.